This is a messenger RNA of Diospyros lotus (date-plum), 932 nucleotides long. Its product is annotated as ubiquitin-conjugating enzyme E2 2. Lineage: Eukaryota; Viridiplantae; Streptophyta; Magnoliopsida; Ericales; Ebenaceae. The transcript is spliced from 6 exons. The record is from RefSeq and is a predicted model, not a curated record. Bases 310 to 768 code for a protein of 152 amino acids.
UUCCAGUGGGGCCGGUGAUUGAGAAUGCCGCGUAUAAUGUGACGGGCAACUUGGCAGAAGAAGCCAUAGAAGGAAAGAAGCAGAGGCAGGAGCAGCUCAUAUCCAGCUAUCGCUCCAACCUCCGAUUGAUCAAAAUCGAUCGCCGUGACGUUCUUUCUCUAAUUCCCUCUCUAUCUUUCUUUUCUUUCUUUAUCUUGCAAUCCGAGCAUUCCUUUUGCUGAUACUCGCAGCGUCUCCGACAUUCAAAGCUGAUACUCGCCGCCUUUGCUCACAAGUAAGAGACGGGUUUUUACUUCCGAGGUGGUGAGGAUGUCAACUCCUGCGCGCAAGAGAUUGAUGAGGGAUUUUAAGAGAUUGCAGCAGGACCCCCCUGCUGGCAUCAGUGGUGCUCCCCAAGACAACAAUAUAAUGCUUUGGAAUGCAGUUAUAUUUGGCCCUGAUGACACCCCGUGGGAUGGAGGUACAUUCAAAUUGACUCUUCAAUUUACUGAGGAUUAUCCAAAUAAGCCACCAACAGUGCGGUUUGUUUCUCGGAUGUUCCAUCCAAAUAUUUAUGCAGAUGGAAGCAUUUGUCUAGAUAUCCUACAAAAUCAGUGGAGCCCUAUUUAUGAUGUAGCUGCGAUACUUACUUCUAUCCAGUCUUUGCUCUGUGAUCCAAACCCGAAUUCCCCGGCCAAUUCAGAAGCAGCACGAAUGUUCAGUGAGAACAAGCGCGAGUACAACAGGAGAGUAAGAGAGAUUGUUGAGCAGAGCUGGACAGCUGACUGACUGCCCCGAUAGAGUGAUAUUGGAAUUCCUCAAAGGAUGGUUUAAUGGCCUGUUAUAGUAAUAUAAAAUCUUAAAACGAUACGUUGCAGACUCCUGAACUUUGGAUUAUAUCUUAUGCUUGCUUACAUUUUCAUUGGUGAUAUAUCUUAUCAGGCUUUUUUUCA